Molecule: messenger RNA, 4231 nt
Organism: Grus americana (Whooping crane)
Lineage: Eukaryota; Metazoa; Chordata; Aves; Gruiformes; Gruidae
Gene: CCNJL
Product: cyclin J like
Exons: 6
Coding region: 1360-2544 (394 amino acids)
Biological process (GO): regulation of cyclin-dependent protein serine/threonine kinase activity; mitotic cell cycle phase transition
Cellular component (GO): cytoplasm; cyclin-dependent protein kinase holoenzyme complex; nucleus
Molecular function (GO): cyclin-dependent protein serine/threonine kinase regulator activity
Source: RefSeq, a predicted model, not a curated record
UGAAAAUUCUUCUUCCUUAAUGGAUCAACAGUGAGAUUUGGGUAUAACUCAGGUUGCAUGGUGACUUUUUUGGUUCCUGGAAUUGCUGAAGCGGAGUGCUAAGAAAGACUUGCCGAAAGAUGUCAGUUCAAUCUGCUGAAACAUCCACCGGACUAUAAACAUGGCCCUCAGAGGCUUGGGAAUAAAGCUAUGUGGUGCCUGACAGUUUCUUGGGCUCUUUGGGUAUAAAGCUUGGAAAGGAUGAGGGUCCCUGGGCUCCCAGGGCACAGCAGUGACUGAGACACAGCCUUGAAGCUUUAGCCAGGCUGAGCUCCGAUGGCAAACCACGAAUCUCCAAGUCCUGUGGCAGCAUGCAGGGUCACGCCGUAGCUGGUGCUGCGCACUGCUGCGUAACAAGGAUGGGACCUGUCCCGAAGUCACGAGCUGUGGGUUGUGUCUGAAGUACGGAGACCAUGGGGAAGAGCAUCCUCUGGUAAGUCCCAGCUCAGUGCCUGCACAGGACAGACUUGCUUUCUGGCACUGUGAGAGGGAAACCUUGACAUGUGGCCUGAAAGGGAGCUGUGCUCCUGCCAAACCCCACGCUCAGACAUAAGCAAGCACUUCUAUCUACAGGCUUCUGGCAGCUUAAGAUAAGGCGUCUUGUAUUGGGAACCAUAAACAAGGAAAAAGUCACUCUCUUCUGUUAAUACUGAGGAUAUUUAUUGAGUAUUCAGAGCCUUCGUUACUGGGAGAAGCUUUGUAUUCCAUUUUCUCCGACAAUUUUGCUUGCACUACUCUUUCCAGUCCAGCCAGGAAGACCCAAGUCAGCCGCGGCCGAGAGUUGCUGUUCUGCCCUAACGCCCCCCUGUCCGGCAGCUGCUGGAGGGGGCUCGGGGGGCUCCCCUCGCCCGCCCCGCAGGGCUGGGGGCUGCAGGGGGCGCGUACAGGUGCCACAGCUGCUGGAGGGGGAGGAAAUGCCCCUGCCUGGGGCAGCCGGCUGUUAAUUAGCGCCAAUUAACCUAAGAGCCGCACCGGCGGCGGGGGCAGCGGUACUCCCGCCCCCUCCUCCCGCUGGCCCCGGAGCUCAGCCUGGGCCGCUCCGCGGAGGUUGCGCCUCCGCGGGCAGCGCUUCCGCCGGCACAAAGCGCCGAGCGAUGGCUCCCGCUGCCGCCGGCCGCAGAUGGGCGCUGGGCGCCCGCUGAGGAGCCGCUCCUGGCCCGACGGGCUGCUUCCCCCCGCGGCCCCGCUCCCGGCGUGGGGGCCCCGGCGCGUUCGCGGCGGCCGCAGGUCUGCGCGGAGGACGGGGGCGACCCGCGGUGGGGCCGUUUUGCAGCGCCCUAAAGCAGAGCGGCCCCGUCUCUCUUCCAGACCUUUGUCUGGAUGGGAAGAAAAAGGAUGGAGGAGCAGUGGUGGAAAGGGGAGCUGGCGGCAGACAUCCAUCAGACCUUGAGGACGAAGGAACUUAAGUUGCCUACGUAUAAGGCUCAUUCACCACAGAUUGGGAUGCGCCGAUACUUCAUUGAUCUCUUGACUGUCCUCAGCAACCGUUUCAAUCUCUGCCCUACGGCCCGGCAUCUCGCAAUCUAUUUAUUGGACCUCUUUAUGGAUCGCUAUGAUAUCACUGUCAAGCAGCUGCACGUCAUUUCAUUUGCCUGUCUUCUCCUAGCAAGUAAAUUUGAAGAAAAAGAAGAUAAAGUUCCAAAGUUGGAGCACUUAAAUAACCUGGCAUACAUGUGCAAUGUGAAUGUGGUAUUGAACAAAAAAGAAUUGCUUAGAAUGGAAAUGCUGCUUUUGGAAAACUUCAACUGGAACCUCUGCCUACCAACACCAGCACACUACAUUGACUACUACCUCUAUGCGUCCACUGGCGAGAAUGACCUUCACAACGGCUGGCCGAUCACCUCACUGACCAAAAUCAAAGCCUUUCUGGAGAAAUAUGCAUAUUAUUUCCUUGAUUUCUCAGUGCAAGAUCACACUUUCCUCCAUUUUCGGCCAUCUCUGAUUGCUGCAGCUUGUGUGUGCGCGUCACGUAUCUGUAUGCAGAUUUCUCCUGCCUGGACAGCACAGCUUGAAUUGCUAACAUGUUACUCCUGGGAACAUCUUGCCCAGUGCAUUGAAAUGAUGCUCAUAUAUUAUGACAAUGAUAUCAAAGAAGCCAGUAACAUAAAAAAGCAAGUAUCAAUUCAACAUGGAGAAGAGGAAGCAGCGGGAAAUCUGAGCCAUCAAGCCACUACUCAAGUUCUCUUCCAGCAAUCUAGUUAUCAUCCGUUAGCCCAGCAUUCAGCUACGCUUUCCCAGUUCCAGUCACCAGUGCAAGAUUUGUGCUCUGCUUAUCGUGACUCCUUGCAGGCACACAGGCCCAGCGGUCUGCUUGCUGGGAGUGCUGACUCCCACGCUGCUCUUCAGGCCAGCCUUCGGCCGUCUGCCCAGGUUCUACCCAUCCAAACGCCCAUUGCUGUGCAGGUGGCCUUAGGAACAGAGCCCAGACACUGCAUUUCCACAGCUUAUGGCAGUAGUUACUUCAGUGGUCAUCACUCAUAUGCAGCUGGUUGUUUUGACAGAUAAAUACCGACGAUGGAAAAAGGUGUUAUGAGUAGAAGGUGAAGAAGAAACUGUGUGUGAUACAAGAUGUGUAUCUGAAUGAAAAUCACGAAGGAACAGAAUCCUUCUGACUCGCUCAUUCAGAGGACGUUGAUUGGAUCCACUGAUCACUGAAACCUGGGUGCCUUUCUGCCAAGGGUUGUACCUCUGGCUCUUAGUGAGAGAGACAAAUAGAAAUUCAUUAAUAUACCUCACUCAGUGUUGCUUUGAGAGGCAUCUGUGUAGAGACUCUGUGGAGAUUACUUCCUUCUAGUCUUCAGUUAGUGACUGUCAGAGUUGGCUGAAAGCUCGUGUUGAAGAGUUAUGCCGGGCUGGAGGGUUUGUUGAAUUUCUGGCCAAGUAGCAAUGUACCUAGAGGAUGUCAUUGGAAAACAUGGAGUGCUCUCCUCUCUCAGUGAUGCAUUGCUUGAACAGUGGCAGCUCAUACUACUGGAAGCUUCUACUAAAAAGUACUGAAAUCGGUAUCAGUUAAAUGUGAACUUCGUUUAUGCAAAAACCUAUGUGUAGAAGCCUUUCUGUUUUCUUUGAGCAGGAGUGAUAGUUUAGGAGUAAGGCUUUAAAAUAAAAGGAAAAAAGAAAAAUGGGCCAGAAGACUAUCAAAUCAUUUUUGACUUUAAAUUCUCUUGGAAUCUAAAUGUGGUGCGCUGAACAGAACAUCAUUCUGGCUCCAAGUAUUUUAGAAACAAAAGUGAAACUUUAAAUCAACUCUUAGAUCUUUAACAUGCUGCUGCUUUUGAGACUGAAGAUUAUUAGUAAAAUAGUUCAUGAGGUUUAUCAGGGAUUUAAUGUUACUUGAAGAAAUGCUCUUGAAAGGUUCACUCCCAUCAGUUAGUUCAUCUUCUGGGCUCAAUGACUUCUGGCAGUAGGUCAGGACAGAUGAACCAGUGUUAAUGGGGGCAAAGAUAGGGAAUUGGUUGACUUUACUGUGAAAUUAGGGUUUGAUUGCAGUGCUAGGCAAUGCUGAAUGUUUUUGAAUACUGUCUUAGCAUUGCCUUAGAAAAUGUAGCUGGUAAAUGGCAGAUGCUGUUGCUUCUUUGCAAUGAGACACGCCCCUACUGUCACAUAUCCAAAGGUUUCUUUCUCAACUGAAACCAGGGAUGAUUGUUCAAAAAACUGUACAGACUUUUUUUUAUGUUACAGUAGAUACUUACAAGAAAUAGACUCCUGCAAAGGUGAAACUUUAGUUUUGAUAUAUGCAACCACUAUUGUAAAUGUGUUUGAAGGCAGUACUCUUGGUUUGUCUUUUCUCUGAAGGUUCUCAGGAUAGCAAUACAAGUGAAGUGCAAUAUGCUUUUACUGACUUGGGGCAAUUUUUCCAAGUCACGUGUCACACUGCUGUUUUAAAUUAUAUUUUUAGAGAAUUCUUUUUAAGGGUGUUUUAGCGUGGAGGGGAAAAAUUAGCCUGCAUGCUAAUGCGUGUCUGUAUAACUGUCUUUCAAGAAUGCAACUUUUGGUAUCAAGUUAAUAAUUUCUUCCAUCCAGCAGGCUAGAGGAAUCUUCUUGGGUUUGGGUGUUUUGGUUGUUUGUUUGUUUUUUUUUUAAAAUGCAAACUGUAAAUGAAGAGGCAGUACUCUUCAGAUAUUAGUCUAGAUGUUUAGAGAAUUUAGUUAAUCUUUUAUUCUUUUGGCUUUGUAUUUAUAUUAAACUUUAU